AUGUCUGUUCUAGAGGUCACGAAACUCAUUGGUGAGCAGGAUUUUCAGCUCCCCCUGACUCUGAAGAGGAAUAACAGCACAGGCUAUUUUCUUUUAAGACCUUUUUUGCCCUUGCUGCAGAGCUUUAAUCGAAAGAACGAUGGCAACGAGGAUUCAUCAGAUGCUAAAGGGGACGAGGAAUUGAAUAAUGAACAAGAGGACGAAAUUCUUUCGCAAUUUGGCAUAUUGGUCGACACCGAUGACCAGGGGAAAAAAUGGAUUACCUCGGAGAAAGCAGUUGAGCUCUUAAAAAAGCUGAAUUUGUUCCACCUUUUCGAGGCUGAACUCGGCUCAAACCUUGAGGUAAAUGAGGGGAGUAGCCGUUUCGAUUCUUUGGAUAAAAGCCAGCCUGAAGUGAAUUCUGAUGGAAAAAAGUCGCAAAAUUCAAUCAUUGGUGAAGAAGAUAUUAAGAUGGAUGCAAAUGAUCAUCGUAGUCUUCUUGGGAACUCUACAUCUUCCAGCAUUGUUAAUCAUCCAGUUGAGGUAAUAAAAAGACACAAUGAUGAAAUCAAUGGUAAAAAUGCAAACGAACUGGCCUCUCCACUCAAAAAAUCGAAAAUCGACAACUUCUCACCUAAAGAGAUGAACUCAAACGCCCCUCAUGAAUCACUCGACAGUAAUGUGUCGUCCAAGAAAAUACGUACAUUCAAUCACGAUUUGAAUUCAGAAAUGUUGAAACAGCCAUUGCGACUUCAAAAGACCCAAAAAGCUCCGCAGGUCUCGAAUAACAAUCAAAGAGUCAAGCUAGAAACAUUUCUACAAAGAUUACUUUUUCCAGCGAUUCAAGAUAUAUCAUCUUCAAAUAAUUCGUCACAACCUCUCUCCUUUGAACUCGCUCUGCAAGAAGUUGAAAAUUCAUACCCCGACAUACCCUUGAAUCUGAAUAUUCCUGUCGACGAGCGUGGAAAUACUCCUCUUCAUUGGUUAUCUUCCAUAGCAAAUCUUGAACUAGUCAAGUAUUUGGUCGAACAUGGUACAAACAGGUUACUUGGUGAUAAUUUAGGAGAAUCGGCACUGGUCAAAGCUGUUAAAUCCGUUAACAAUUACGACUCUGGCACAUUUGAAAAGCUACUGGAUCACCUCUAUCCUUGCUUAAUAUUAGAGGACUCUAUGAAUAGAUCAAUUUUACAUCACAUUGUGAUAACUUCAGGUAUGCCUGGUUGCUCAUCGGCCGCAAAAUAUUAUUUGGAUAUCUUAAUGGGAUGGAUUGUCAAGAAGCAAUCAAGGGUAAUCGAAGGGGCCGGUUCUGACAUAAUUCUCGAAACUCUUGAUUUAAAGUGGGUUAUUUCCAAUAUGCUUAAUGCGCCAGACUCGAACGGUGAUACAUGUCUUAAUAUUGCGUCUCGUCUUGGGAAUGUCUCCAUUGUGGAUGCUUUGCUAGACUAUGGUGCAGAUCCGUACGUCGCAAAUAAGUCUGGUCUUCGUCCUGCUGACUUUGGUGCAGGCACGUCAAAACUCUAUACCAAUGGGACAUCUAAUGCUGAAAAACAAAGCGACAAGCUGUCACCCCACGAAACUUCGACUGAUGUAAAUGUACCAGAUACAAUAUCUUUGGUGGAAGGUAUGCAAUCGCUACUGGCCACAGUAUCAAAAGAUUACGCGACUGAAGUUAAAGAACAUCAAGAUAAACUGAAUAAACUGCACAAAGAGUUGAAUUCGCAUCGCGAAGUAUUGGCUGCCUCUCGAGACAGGCUUGCGCAUGCCAAACAGUUGCAGGAUGAGCAUGCCAUUUUAAAAGAGCAAUUGGGAAAUAUAAGGCAGGGUGUCGUAGAGGAAGAACAGAAAUUCAAAGAGGAAAGCAGACUGCUUGGAUUAUCAUCUGAGGAUACAGCAGGUGCUGACUGGGACUCUAGUGAGUUUGACGCGGAUGAGCCAUUUAGAGUUGAUUUUGUAUACGAGAUAUUGGAGAACAAACUAGCCAACGACUAUAAUGGCUCGGUAGAUAAAUUACUGGAGUCUGAAACUAUAGACAGUAUGUUCAAUGAAGUACGAUCUGCCUACUACUUUCACCAUCAAGAUAAUGAAAAGCUUGAUAGCAUGCUGCCGCCUUCGGUACUGUUGAGCGCACGCAUUAACGCAUACAAAAGGAAUGAUGCUCAAUUAAACUCCACUCUGGAGGAAAUAAGGCGAAAGCAAAAAGUGUUGGAGAGUAAGUUUAGAAGAGUCCUUUGCUUAUGCCUAAAAAUUGAUGAGGAUAAAGUUGAUGGUAUGUUGGAUGGCUUACUACAAGCUAUCUCAUCAGAAGAUCCUCAGGAUGUUGACACCGAUGAAAUGCAGGAAUUUCUCAACAAACACAACACAUGA
Zygotorulaspora mrakii is the source of this 2343-nucleotide messenger RNA. RefSeq names its product transcriptional regulator SWI6 (gene SWI6). The transcript has a single exon. The coding region runs from base 1 to 2343 and encodes 780 amino acids. Lineage: Eukaryota; Fungi; Ascomycota; Saccharomycetes; Saccharomycetales; Saccharomycetaceae. Gene Ontology annotation, molecular function: transcription coactivator activity; protein binding. Gene Ontology annotation, cellular component: SBF transcription complex; MBF transcription complex. The record is from RefSeq and is a predicted model, not a curated record.